Molecule: messenger RNA, 1203 nt
Organism: Oryza sativa Japonica Group (Japanese rice)
Lineage: Eukaryota; Viridiplantae; Streptophyta; Magnoliopsida; Poales; Poaceae
Biological process (GO): response to photooxidative stress; photosystem I assembly
Cellular component (GO): chloroplast thylakoid membrane
Source: RefSeq, a predicted model, not a curated record
CCCAAUAUAUUACUGCUACUACACUAGACGUACGUCCUUGUUCAAGUUGCUGCCAAUUUUUCUCGCUAUGUCCCAAACGCCCGAUGCUGACCCCGGCCGUGACACCUUCACAUGCGGCACUCUGUUCAUGUGCCUCAAUCUACGGGGCCUCUUCAAGAAGAAGCCAGAAGAGGUUGGCAAGAGCCGGCGGCAAAGCCAAGAACAAGAUCAAGACCAAGCCGCCGCAGUCGAUGCCGAGACAGAGCAAGAGCCCCAGUACGUGCCGGCGCCGGCGCCAAUCCGGGCCGCGUCCUUCGAGAAGCUCGAGCGCUCCCCGCCCUAUUCGGGCAGCAACAUCGCCUUCGACCUCCUCGUGGAGCCGGAGCUAGGGGAGGACCGCGGCGCCCGGCAGGUCCUUGCGUACUGCCCGUCGCCGUGCUUCGACCUGCCGGCGGGGCUCAUGAUGAGGGCCGGCGAACGGUGCGACGCGCCUGGCACGGCGGGGUUCGUGCUCGAUGGAUGCCCGACGAAGGGCGCCCUGAAGAAGGUGGCGUCGUGCCUGCCGCCCGACGUCGCGGGCGGCGACGGCGAGGCGCGGCCGCCGCAUCUCGUCAGGUUCUUGUCGACGUCGGGUUCUACCGCACCAGCGAACGGCGGGCUCCCGUGAGGCCCGUGAUUUCCUCUUGGUGAGGCACGAUUUGCACGAAACUCACGUCCAGGUUGCCAAGUUGGUCCAUAUGGGCUGGGUUUACGCAUGUCUGUGGGCCUUUCAUACGUCACCCAAAGGGAAAAGGAAGUCCUUCUCCUAGUUGAUUUAGCCCAUAUUUCAGCUGGACUUGCAAAUUUGCAAGCGUGUCUCUACUCUCUAUACUCCAUUAGGGAUGGCAAUCGGGCGCGACGGGCACGGGUAGUGCCUACCCAUACCCAUGCCCGUGAGAUUAUUUGUGCCCGUGGGUAUACCCAUUACUACAUGACGGGUAAGGAUGGUUGCCCAUGCCCAUUGCCCGCGGGCGCCUUAUGCCCGCGGGCGUGCCCGUUUACCCGCCACAACAAAAGCAGUGGAACAAAAAGUCUACAAGCUACUAAGUUCGAAUCGAACUUAAAACAUCAAAUAUUCUCCACCUCGGUGUCGUGUCUCUCCUCUGGCGGCGAUAGAGUAAGAGGAGAGAAAUAAUAAGGGAAAUAAAAGGGAAACCGAAGAAAAUAAAGAACUGGGCUUAUGUA